AUGCAAAAAUGGCUCCUAGUAAUGGGGCUAGUAGCUUUCCCGUUGGGUGACACCACAUCAAGCAGGGUUACUUAUGCCCCGAAUUGGGAGUCUCUGGAUAAACGCCCACUGCCCGAAUGGUACGACAACGCGAAGGUCGGAAUAUUCAUCCACUGGGGAGUCUUUUCGGUCCCAAGUUACGUAAACGAGUGGUUUUGGUGGAUCUGGAAGGGUCCUUUGCCUGACCCCCGAGUUUGGCUCUACAUGAAAAAGUACUACCAAGAUGGUUUUGCCUAUCCGGAUUUUGCGUCCCAAUUUCGAAAUGAGUUCUUCGAUCCAGCGCACUGGGCUCGAGUUCUUAACGCUUCUGGCGCAGGUUACGUCGUUGUGACGGCUAAGCAUCACGAGGGCUACUGCAAUUGGCCCUCCUCAACCUCCUGGAAUUGGAAUUCUGUCGAAGUGGGCCCCAAUAUUGAUCUGAUUGGUGAAUUGGCCAAGGUUAUCAGGGCUAAUACCACCCUCCGUGGGCAGUUAUACUUUUACGUCGCAUCACAUGUAUUCAUACAGGACUUUGUGAAUACCAAGACAAUGCCGGAGUUAUACGACCUAGUGAAUAAGUAUAAGCCCAGUAUUGUGUGGUCCGACGGUGCUGAUCAGGCUACUAGCGACUACUGGAAGGCCAAGGAGUUCCUAGCCUGGUUGUACAACGAGUCGCCAGUUCGCGAUGAGGUCGUCGUGAACGAUCGAUGGGGCCUGGACGCUGCUUGCGCCCACGGCGACUUCUUGAAUUGCAAUGACGGGUUCCGUCCGGACAAAGUGGUGCCGCGCAAGUGGGAAUGCUGCACAACCAUUGAUAAGCACUCGUGGGGGUACCGGAGAGACGCCAAUCUCGCCGACCACAUUUCCGUCCAGACUUUAAUCGAAACCCUAGUGGAUGUGGUCUCCUUGGGUGGGAAUCUGCUGCUGAACAUCGGCCCCACUGCCUGGGGUACAAUUGACCCGAUUUUUGAAGAGCGGCUCCUAAGCAUGGGACUUUGGCUCAGGAUAAACGGCGAGGCUAUUUACAAUACCGACGUCUGGACAGCACAAAGGGAUCCAUUAAGAAAAAAGCUGUGGUAUACUAGACGCAAAUCGGACACAUCUACUGUUUACGCUUUGUUCGCAGAUUGGCCUUUAGGGACCAAUAAAACCCUGACUCUGCCCGCCGUAAAAGCAUUUCCUGGAUCGAUCUUCACUCUGCUGGAUGGGAGCACAGGUACCCGACUAACGUUCACAAUCGAUGGUACUCAAGGGGCCCCCAAUCUCGAACUUCCAGCAGAGCAACCACCCAACUCCUUUGCCGUAUGGACUGUCAGAAUGCAGAAUGUGACGGCGAACUCAAAUUAG
Mesocestoides corti is the source of this 1365-nucleotide messenger RNA. The record is from the annotation of a GenBank genome assembly. Lineage: Eukaryota; Metazoa; Platyhelminthes; Cestoda; Cyclophyllidea; Mesocestoididae.